Molecule: messenger RNA, 312 nt
Organism: Clonostachys byssicola
Lineage: Eukaryota; Fungi; Ascomycota; Sordariomycetes; Hypocreales; Bionectriaceae
Source: the annotation of a GenBank genome assembly
AUGUGUUCCUGGACUAGAGACGACACCACAGCGCAGGGAUCCAACGGCCGGAAUCAGACCCGGCGCCCGCUGUGGUGCACUGAGCUAACAGGCCUAACGGGCGAUAGCACCAGCUCUAGCAGCACCACCACCAGCGCCAGCACCAUCGCCAGCGGAGCCUCGCCCAUGCUGCAGCGCUAUUUGCUGGACCAGUCCACGGGGCUUUCGGACAGGCUCAUCCGGCAGGCUCAUCAGCCAGAGUCUGCACCGCCGUCCAGUGUGCCCUUUGAUGGGCUGUCGAGAGAGCUCGAAUUGCUGGCGAAGAAGACGUAG